AAAUUCACAUUUAUGAUUACAAAAUUAAAAUUAAAUUGAAAAGAGAAUCGCGCGUAUCCCGAGGCUCAAUCAAUUUCCUUAUAAACAAUCAUCAAUCUCCCGCCAUCAACACUUAUUUUCUUCUCACUUUUUUUUCGAAGUUAAAUUUUCCAAGGCAAAUAAUUAAAUUCCAUUGAAAAAAAAGACACGACCCAUGGAUCUACCGGUGAUUGAUCUAGCACCGUAUUUGUCAGUCGCCGUCGAAGCCAACGGAGAUGCUGACGUGAUGACAGUGUCGAGUGAACUCGGUGAGUUGUGUAAGCAAGUCAGUCAGAUUCUGAAGGAAACGGGGGCUCUGUUGGUGAAGGAUCCCAGAUGUACGGUGGAGGACAACGAUCGGUUCCUCGACAUGAUGGAGAAGUACUUCGAGAGACCGAAGGAGUUCAAACUGUUGCAGGAGAGGCCCGAUUUGCAUUACCAGGUUGGGGUGACUCCAGAAGGAGUAGAAGUUCCAAGAAGCCUAGUUGAUGAGGAAAUGCAAGGGAAAUUAAAAGCAAUGCCAAAAGAGUUUCAACCAUCAUUGCCUACUGGGCCAGAUCCAAAGUGGCGAUACAUGUGGAGAGUUGGUCCUCGGCCAUUAAACACCCGCUUUCAGGAACUUAAUUCAGAGCCUGUCAUACCUGAAGGCUUUCCUGAGUGGAAAGAUACCAUGGACUCCUGGGGAUACAAAAUGAUAUCUGCUAUAGAGGUUGUUGCUGAAAUGGCAGCUAUUGGUUUUGGCUUGCCAAAGGAUGCAUUCACUUCUCUUAUGAAGCAGGGACCUCAUCUUCUUGCUCCAACUGGGAGUGAUCUUGCUCAUCAUGGUCAGGAGGGCACUGUGUUUGCAGGGUAUCAUUAUGACCUUAACUUUCUAACAAUUCACGGCAGAAGCAGAUUCCCUGGUCUAAACAUUUGGCUAAGGAAUGGGCAAAAAGUUGAAGUGAAGGUUCCUGUAGGAUGCCUUUUGAUUCAGACAGGAAAGCAGAUAGAAUGGUUGACUGCAGGAGACUGCAUUGCCGGAAUGCAUGAAGUUGUUGUCACAACCAGGACAAUCAAUGCAAUCAAACUAGCAUCAGAGCAAAACCGCAGCCUAUGGAGAGUAUCCUCAACGCUUUUUGCCCACAUUGCAUCAGAUGCUGUGUUGAAGCCUUUAGGCUGCUUUGCUGAAUCCCCUCUUGCCAGCAAGUAUCCACCUAUUUGUGCAGGAGAGUUUGUCGAACAAGAGCUUGGUGUGAUCAAUCUAAAAGGAAAUAAAGGGGGGUCUUGAUAAAUUAUAAUAUGUACAAUGUUAGAUUGUUGUUUAUCAAUAGACAUUAAAAGCACCCCAGUUUGUUGGGUUGAAAUGACUUACUGAUACUUCAUUUGUUUUCUGAUAUUGCUGCAUAUUGUUCAUGCAAAUUAAUAAAUAACUUUGUAAUUGUUCUGAAUUA
Messenger RNA from Mangifera indica (mango), 1448 nucleotides. RefSeq lists its product as uncharacterized. The record is from RefSeq and is a predicted model, not a curated record. The coding region runs from base 194 to 1285 and encodes 363 amino acids. NCBI's taxonomy places the organism in Eukaryota, Viridiplantae, Streptophyta, Magnoliopsida, Sapindales, Anacardiaceae. The transcript has 7 exons.